Messenger RNA from Aphanomyces astaci, 570 nucleotides. RefSeq lists its product as hypothetical. The coding region runs from base 1 to 570 and encodes 189 amino acids. The transcript has a single exon. The record is from RefSeq and is a predicted model, not a curated record. NCBI's taxonomy places the organism in Eukaryota, Oomycota, Saprolegniomycetes, Saprolegniales, Verrucalvaceae.
AUGCGCUCCCGUUUGGAUGUCCAUGAUCGUGCCCUCACGAAGUCUGUCAACGAACUCUCCAUCACCGACAAUGGGGAGCAAUCCGGUACCUAUGGCACAAUGUGGGCUGUGCUUGUUGAUAUGGGCUACUAUGGGAUCAAUGAGCACAUUCGUGGCAUACAUCCAAAACGCAGACCAGCUGGGGGGUACCUGGAAGCCGAUGACCUCGAGCGGAACCAGCGGAUUUCAUCCGACCGAGUCUUGGUCGAGAACUUCUUUGGCCGCGUCUGUUUGCUGUGGAAGAUCGCGUACUCUACGUUUUGUUGGGGGCAUGAGAUGUUUAGUGACAUUCAGCGCAUUACCUUCGCCCUGACGAACUUCCAUGUGUCCAUGAUGCCGCUUCGAGCAGCGGACGGAACGCACUAUCGCUCUGUCCUCGCCCGCUACGAGAGAAUGUCCUACGAAAUGACUGAGCGAAAGCGUCAACAACAAUUGCGUGCUCGCCGUCGCCGACUGGAAAGGAUGGCAUUGAGCCGUGGACGUACCGCGAGUUCGCGUUCCUUCUUGACACCGCCAUCUUCUCAGCUGUAG